Messenger RNA from Procambarus clarkii (red swamp crayfish), 11907 nucleotides. RefSeq lists its product as uncharacterized. NCBI's taxonomy places the organism in Eukaryota, Metazoa, Arthropoda, Malacostraca, Decapoda, Cambaridae. The record is from RefSeq and is a predicted model, not a curated record.
GGGUAGGGAGAGCAGCGCCACCUGGCCCGCCGCCACACAAGCUCGACGUAAACAUCGCCUCCUGCACCUUGACCAGACCUCCCAGUUGUGUUACUGGAGCUGCUGCAGCUGCUGGCCGCCCGGGGCUGGAGCACCAGGCGGGACUACCCUCACUGACUUCAGACGGGUCUUCCCAGGGUCAUGUGAAGUGUGCAAUGAAGUGGUUGUAAAGAUGACUGACUCGGAAGAUGACUGCCCUUCAAGGGCAAGUUACAGUGAGAGUGAAUCUGACGACAUUAGACCGAGCACCAGCUGGGGCUCACGGAAGAGACCCAAGCAAAAUCGCAAGUUGGUAUGUGACGAUUCUUCAGAUGAAGAUCGUCCAAAGAAUGGAGACAAUACAGAAGAUGACUCUGAUGAUGAAGAGGGUACUGCAGGGGAGAGAUUGGAAGGUGUCACACAUACUAGUUCCCUGUUGAUGCAAAAAGAAGAAAAUGAAUCUGGUGAUUCAGACAGCAGCAAUGACAUCCCAGGAGCGGAGACUUGUGCUAUCUGCCUGGGCCGGAUGCGAGGAGAAGUUGGAUCACCAGACUCAUGUGAACACAUCUUCUGUCUUAUCUGUAUCUUGGAAUGGGCCAAGACAAAUGCAACUUGUCCUCAAGAUCGAAAACCAUUUAAAAAUGUGUAUGUACGAAAAGCUUUUGAUGGCCCCAUAGAGAGAGAAAUUCCUGUUAAGAAACGGGAAGAAGUGGUGUUUAUUCCUGAAGAGGAGAACCCUACCUACUGUGAGGUGUGUAAUGAGUGUGACAGGGAGGAACGACUGCUGCUCUGUGAUGGGUGUGACUUGGGCUACCACCUGGAGUGUCUUAACCCACCCCUCUCUCAAGUACCUGUGGAGGAAUGGUUCUGUCCAUGCUGUGUUGGUGUCAGUAUCCCAGGAACAGUUUCAAGUAGGCAAGAGGGUGACACUGCCCAUUCAAGCUCUUCUAGAAGCAGCCUCUCUUGUAGGCGCUCUUCAUCUCGGCAGCCCCGUCUCAUUCCACGAACCAGGGCCACAGAGCGAAUCCGCAUUCGUAUUGAGACUAGGCGUAAAAAACGUAGAUUAAAACGGAAAAAAAGAAAGGCGCAUAAAAGAGAGAAAAUGGAAUCUGGAGAAAUUGACGACCCAAGACCUGCAAUCAAAAACAUUACAAAAUUUUCAUAUUUUGUUCAAGGUGAUAAUGACAUAGAUGCUGCACACACGAUAGAUGAUUUUGCUGAUCAACUGCUUGCAGGUUCUAGCCAGCAGUCUUUACGAGACCAAGCUGACCGUAAAGCUAAUGCUGCAAGAUUGUUACGAGACUUGGCUUUCAAGCCACAGGCAUCAUAUUUGGGGAAAACCUCACAUGCUGUCAUUGAUCGCAUUAGCACUGAAGCAGAAGAGCGAGGUGAUGACAUCUUGAGUGGCAUACUAGAGAAUCAAAGCAUUGCUUUCACGUCCUCAAAGAAACUUACUUUAACCAAUGAUAGGAAGUUAAAAAAGCAAGAAGGAAUGGAAACUGACUCGAGUAAUGUGUUUCAAGAAAAAAAUCUUAUGUCAUUACCUUUGCCUUCACAUAAACCUCCAUCCCAGACAUUAAAUGAAACAAAUGAAACCAUAGAAAAGGAUCCAAAAAGUUGUAGUUCGUCCAGUACUAAUAGCCAAUGCCGUCCAAGUUUUUCCAGUUCAAAAAGGCAUUCUCCUUUUUAUCCAAGGACUAGAUCUAGAUCACCACCUAACAGACCUCGGGUAGAUAAAGCUCCAUAUCUGAGCUCUCACAGGUCUUCCCUUGCAGAUAGAGAGAGAUCGUCAUUGAGGAUGCCUUAUUACCGAGAUAAAAGUCCAUCUCUACAUAGUCAUCAGUCUCCCCUUGAUGAUAAACGAAGGUCUCCUCCCAGAAUGUCUUUCCAGCGGCAGUAUAUGCCACCACAUAAUAGGAGGGACAGAAAGUAUAGUAACUCUCCUGAUAAAAGGAGCUCUAGGGAUCAUCAUAAUGACAGAUUUUCAGAUAGGCAUGAGAAACUAAGAUACCAAGAAAGAAAUUUACCUCGCAGAAGAUCCAAUUCAUGGCAAUGUGCUGUAGACAAUACCACUGCAGCAUAUAAGUAUUCAGAUGAAGACUAUUCAUGUAGUGAAUACAGUAAAGGAAACCACCGCUCAAUGUAUAGAGAGAAUAAAUCAAAUUAUGAAUUCAGUUAUUCACGAGGACCAUCUGAUAAGAGGCAUGCUUCACCCAAUGCAAAAUAUAACAGAAAUGUUUACAGAGAUCAGUCACCAUAUAGAAAAAACAGAACCUAUAAUAAAGAAGGUAACUUGCAACGAUGGAAUGAUUCGUCUUCCAGGGGUCGAGGUUCAUAUGGCAAAAGAGAGGGGGAGAAUUUGGGUCAUAGAUCAUACAAGUCAUGCCAUACAAGAUCCAGGUCAAGAUCCAGGUCAAGAUCCAGGUCAAGAUCCAGGUCAAAAGAGGGCUCUAGUCACCAUACAGCUCAUAGUGAGAGAGAGAGAAAACCACGUUCACAGUGGGGCUAUUCUUAUUAUAAUUCAAAAGAUGCUAAUGAAAAUGGUAAGAAUGGUAGUGUAAAUCACAACCUACACAGUGUACACAAUCUUGAUGUUCCAUCUUUAAAUGGUGAAAUGAAUGUUGAUGUGAAUACUAACCAACUAGUAAAAGGCUUGAAUCUUGAUUCUGUUCUUGCCACUUGUUCCGACACAGUACCUAUUUGUUUAUCCAAUAAAAGCAAAGAAAAUGCACAUGUAAGUAAAAAUAUAGAUAACGAUGAUCGUUGCGAGAGCAGAACUGGUAAUCAGUAUUUAGUGGUGACAGAUAAGUGUGACAUGCAGUGUAUAGAACAUAGCACAGUUGAAGUUGAUGAGUGUGCCCAAAGAAGCCAAAGAGCAGUGUCUUCGAACAGUAUCUUGUCCUCCAUGAAUAAUGAUCAGACAUUGAGAAAAAACAGCCAAGAAACCUCUGUAUCUAGUAAAGAAAAUGUAAAUCCGUCUUUUCACAAAUCUGAUAGUAGCCCAGUUGAAAAGACAAGUAACUGGAGACAAGAUAAUUGGAACAGUAUACAUUGUGAAGGUAAAGCAGCAACUGAUGAUGAUAACUUUAAAAUAAAAAAUAUCAAAAGUAAGAAAAGUAAAGCCUUAUCCUCAUUAUUUGGGGAUGACAGUUGUGAUAAUGAAACAAUUAGUUAUGAAACUGAGGUCCCCUGCAGAAAGAAGGAAGACAGUCAUAUAGCAAGAGAAAAAAAUUCAAAUUCUAAAAGUAGAGAAAGUGUAUCCAAGAAGAGCUUAAAUGCUGUGCAUAUUGACAGUAUUAGCAGUGAAGGCAAAGGCUUAAGCCCUCCUUUGCUUCUUAAAGGUUGUGAUACGUUAAAAUAUGAAGAGCACUUUCCCAAAGAGGAAAUGGAUGACACUACUCUACCUCAGACAUUUUGUUCAGUGAUUGAAAAUGAUAGCACUAACAAGUCAGUGGGAAUUGGACGGAAGAGCAAGCAUAAUCAUCAAGAGGUACAUGUUAAGAGCAUUGAUUUGUUUUCUAACAGUAAUCCUGCAGAUAAAAGUAAAAUUCAAGAAAGAAAACCUCAUUUAGAUCUUUAUUCAUUGUUUGGAGAUAAGACUGAAACAGAAGGUGUGAAAAGUAAAAGUAAGUCAAGUAAGCAUGGCACUGAAUCUUCUCACUCUACUAAAAAGUCUGUUUCUAAAGACAGGAGACAUAAUCAAGGAAAAGAUGCAUCCUGUAAAGACAAGAGCCACAAAGACAAAUAUGAAGGUAGUGAAGAUUCUUACAAAAAUGAUAGUAAUAUGUCUGAGGAUAAUGAUUUCAUGACAAGUCAUUCUCAACAUCUUGUUUUGGACAGCAAAGACAAGAGCCACAAAGAUCACAAAGAUAAGCAUAAAGGUAAUACAUCAAGUGAAGGGUCUGACAGAACUGAAUAUAGUAAGUCUGGGGAUAAGGAUUUAAUAAGAAAUCAUCCUCAACCUCUUGCCAUGGGCAGUAGUAAGAGCAAAGAGUCGCACACUAAUGUUGUUGCGAAGAAACAUGCUAGUUUAGAAGUCAACGUUCCCCAAAUGGAAAAUGCUAAGUUAAUAGAAGCUAAGUUUAAACAAAAUUGGCUUUUAGGCUCAAAAUCACCACAUGACAAAGCUAAAGGGAAAAAUUUUCCAUUAGAGGCAGCCGCAGAUGAUGAGGGAACUGUGAAAAAAGGCCACAGCAUGGUCUUAGAUUUAUUUGGGGAUAUAACAGACAUCUGUAGUACCGAUUCGUCUGAUACUGGCAUGAAAAAAGUUGAACAACAGGAAAAAUUUGGACUUGAGGGUAAAAAUGAUUGGAUGGAGUGUAUAAAGAGUUUUGGAAAGUUUUAUAAAGAAUACGGUGACAUUGGGAACGUGGCAAAGAAAUGUAAACAAAUCCAAGAAGAGAAACCAAAACACCAGAUAUCAGAGUAUGAUGUGGUACAGAAUGAAAAGAAAAAUUAUAAAAGAAGUGGCUUGGCAGAUAUAAAAAUAAAUCAUGAAUUCAAGAUGCAAAAAAAUCAAGAAAUAGCUGUUACAAAAGAUACAGAAAAAUUGGAUUGUCUCAAGCCUAUAGAAACCAAAUCUAGUACACUUGCCUCGUCCUCCAAGCAAAAGGCUGCUCCAGGAGACACCAAAAGAGAUGACUUACGGCCAAAGCCACAGAAAUCAUCUUUAGAAGUGAAAGUAGUGGAGGAAGUUAAGAAAUGGCUAGACCCUUACUAUCGAGACAAGUCUGUGACUAAGGAUGAGUAUAAGCAGAUUGUUGCAAAGUGUGUUAAGAAGGUUGUAACAGCAGAAUGUGGAGACAUAAUUGAGAGUGAGAAAAUGCGUGGCUUGGUAGAUGGAUAUGUUGUACUGUACAAGCAUCGUAGAACAAAGCUACAGCAGAGCUCUGCCAAUUGAUGCCGCCUCAUAAUUUGUGAAACUGCCGCAACAAGGAAUUCUCUUCUGUGAUUACCAAGUUUGAAUGUGUGGCAUUGUAUAUUUUCUUCAUGUUGUAUAAACACUACGAUGUACAAAAUAUCCCAGUUUAAUUUUGGCCUGUGCAUUUGGUAAAUAUUGUUAUUAUAAUUACAGAAUGUGCCCCUUUUAUGGAGUGAUGCAUUAUUGUUUUACCCUCUUCUUUCCUACCGCUUCUUAAUCUCCAAAUGGUAACUAGAGAAUUCCUCUUUGUAUAAAUUUGAAACUUUGAACAUACUGUAGUAUGCAUGCUCAAAAAAUACAAGCUUUGAAUAAAAAUUGGGCAGUGUAGGCAAUGGAGGUUUUAUUAGUUUGAGAAUCUUUGUAUCUGCAUAAUGUUGCAAUGUGUGAAUCAAAUGUAUUACACUCUCUCUUGAACACUCGGCAAUGUGCUGGAUAAUCUCAGUUGAAGUUGCUGGCCCAGAAAUUCGUUUGUUUAAUUAAGGACAUGGAGCCAUGUUUUUUCAAUCUUUUUCAAAUGUGUCUUUUAAUGCCAUAAAAAGUCUAGAAUUUUGACUACAUUUUGUAUUUUUUUGAAAGAAAUCAUGAAACACUUAUGUACAGUUAGCCACGUGCUUUACGAACACCUGUUAUACGAUUGGGGUACCCAGCCACUUUGACCAGACAGUAGAGCGAUGGUCUCACUUCAUGCAGGUUGGCGUUCAAUCCCGACUGUCCAAGUGGUACCAUUCCUUCCCCCCUCCCCGUCCUAUCCCAGAUUCUUAUCCUGACCUCUUCCAAGUACUAUAAAGUUGUAAUAGCUUGGCACUUUCCCCCUGAUAAUUAAACAAAAAAUUAUCCGAUUGGGAUUUGUUCGGAUAAAAAAGUUUGGAUAACUGGUGGGGCAUACAGUCUGAAUAAAAAUGUGCAAUAAAGAUGGAACAGGUUUGCCCAGUGACUGUACACAGCACCAUUUGAGCAGUGUUCAUACAUUGAUGGAUGCCUCAGAAACUUUCAACUUUGCUAUGGCAUUAGGUACAUUAGCGUACAUGGUACAAGGCAAUCUGUUGAGGUUAGCCCUUCACCAUUAAUCUCCACCUUUUCUAUCUAAAACCAUGGAAGAUUAUAGUUGAUGGAGCAUUGUUAACAAGCUGAUCAAACUAUAUAUUGAAGAGUACAAACAAAACACUGUUGAAUUUCUGCAACAAAAUUAUAAAUUUUUCCUCCCUAACUUUUCAGAAUGACUAACCACUUAUCCGAACACAAGAAGUUAUCCAUUCGGUCUCAGUCCUGAGAGGAUAAGGUAGCAUCUGGCUGACUGUAUACAUAUUUGUUUUUAAGUCAUCAUCGACUGGGGAGUUGCCAACUAGCAUUUUUCUAUUAAGAAAAAAAUUAGAUUAAUUAAAUACAAAUAAUUAAAAAAGUAUAAAGCUAGUUUUAUAAUUAAAAGGGAUAUUGUUAAGGAUUUAUGAUGCUGCAUCUUUGGUUGGAGAAUUCUAAUUUAAAAUCUCCAUUUUGAGCUUUUACUUCCUGAUCUCUAAAGGGUAAAUAUGAGGAAAGAUCAAUCUGAAAACAUUUUCUAGUGUAAACAUGGCUCUGUGCCCUUUUGCCAGUUUUCUUAUAAUAGGAUUUUUUAUAUUUUGGGAUACUUAACUUUAAAAAUUAGUAUAGAAGAAUCACUUCACAUUUGCAUAUACUGUACUGCCCUUAUAGGAAGGUAGACUAUAUACUGUCUACAUGUUCUUCCUUGUAAUCCUCAUAAUGGAUGUUUGCAGAAGUGAUUACAGUAUACCUGAUUUGUUUAUUACACAGUAAUUUCAAACAGUCUUACAUUAUUUCUUAAAAAUUUAUAUUAUUUUUACAUUGAAUAAUCUCUUGUACUUGCACUGUAUAAAUUUUGGUUUAUUGGUUAUAGCCUUAUAAUGGCAGUUGUAAGAAAUAACAUUUUAUAUUUUUUAUUGGGAUUGUUGGCAUUUACUCCAUAACAAGAUAUAUUAUACAAUUCCUUAACAUUUUAUUCAUCUAUACCUAGAAGUUCCAAAAGCUGCAAUACAUACCAAUUUCCUUAUAUUUAAAUAUUUUCUCAUUAAAACUUAAAUUUUAUAAUUACAUUAUAGUUUCACACGCAACACUCAUACUUACCUCGCAUUCACACAACAAUCUAUUAUAAUAAACAAAUAUCAAUGAAGCAAGCUGGUUGGGCAGUAAACUUCCACUGGCUAGCAGACAGGUACUGUACUCCCUCCACCAAAGAAAUAAAUUUAAUUUCUGACAGCUUUGAUGAUCCACCUGCUGAGGCAAACCGACUGUGACAAUGAAUGAUGACUGAUAUACUGUCUGAUGAUUUGCUGUGCUUGUGAUGACCAUGUCUGCCAACUAAUGAUUUAAAAAUAGAGACACUGUCAGUUAUUGUUUCUAAGAGGGCCCCUCAGCUCCCUGGGCUAUACACUGCUACUCAACCAUGAUUUAAGAAGAUGCACCAGGUCUCCAAGUCCCACCCUUGCUCACUUUGAGCCAGGAUCAAGAUCUUAUUUUGUAAGAGAGUGUCACUCCAACAGCUAAGCAAUACCAGUGACAGCUGGACGCGGUCCUACCAUUCUGACUGGCAACCACGAGACCUCGGUUUCUCUACCCUCUUGCAUGGGCAAAAGGAACAAAGUGAACUGACUGAACACCAGUGAACACUGACUCAACUGCACAUGCCAGUUGCAGUGGCAAUCAACAAUGAUGGUAAUACUCAACAACAACAAAACAGCUUCUCACAAAGAGCUACUUGUCACCUGGACAAUCUUCAAUCAAGUAAUUGAUUGACGUUAACACUUGCCACUUGGACUGCAAUAACAAAUACAGGUAAUCACGUACAACACUUGAUGGUAACAUACAAGUACAACACUGUAAUGUUCACAACACAAUAAUUAAUAAAUGAAAAAAUAAAUCGCAGGUGUCAACUAGACACAACACUCAAUGACUUACUCAUUCACUGGUGUCUGGAAAGAAUAUAAAAUACACUAUCACACAUACUGAAAUACUCAAUAAUGAAAUAAUGAUAUAAUAAUAAUAUAAUAUCAAUACCAACACCGUACAACUCGGAUGCACAAAAAUAUAAGAUAUACUAAAUGGAUAGCAUGUGUAUAAUAUUUACACCAAUGACAGUGAACGGAUGCAGUAUCGUGCAGACUGCUGUACCGACACAUGUCCCGUUGCUUCCUCAACCAAUCUACCUCUCACCUGUACCGAGCGAUAAUGAGAUAAAUGCAGGUCGGACGGCUGAUCCAGGAUCAACAUAAGGAAAACACUUUCAGAACAAGAGAAACGUUGGUACUCACUUUAGGAUCAGCCUGUCACUCGCACUUUGCAAGUUACAGUAUUGGACUAUAGAUGCUCCGAUAUAAUGCUCCAGCAAUUACCGCAUGUGGUGACAUGCGAGUAACACAGUUGACACAGGGUGGCAGGUGCAACUCCUCAAGCAAUGACCGCACGUGAUGACAUGCAAGUACAGUAACACAGAUGACGCAGGGAAGCAGGUGCAACUAGAUCAACAGGUGCUCCAUGGCCGCUAGUGGCGCAACGAGCAAGCUUGGGUGGUGGUGAUGGCAGCUACACAUUGUAGGGUGGCGCAGUUUGGCAGGAAAUUUUACAAGUCCACAAAUCGCUCUGAAAAUAAAGUUCUCUCACUUUGAAAAAUAUAUAUAAUGACUAAGACAGCACCGAUGAUGAUUUACAGUUCUGUACUGUGUAUGAUCAUAUUCAAUAUUUAUGUCCUAUUAAAGUAAUUCAAAUGAUUACAUGAAAUCAUUAUACAGUACUUUAUUGCUUAUAUUGAUUAUGGAUAAUGGUUACAGAUAAUCAUCACAGUGAUUAUAGCUAUAGAUUGUAUAUAGAAGUAGGUUGUAUGAUAUGAUUGCAUUAAAAAUAUUAUAUUUUUAAUUAUUAUAGUUAUAUUCAGUAUAUUAAUUGUAGAGGUUUAUACAGUACACUAUAUAUUAAUACACUCACAAAUUAUUACUGUACUACGUCUAUUCUAGCCACUGCACUCGUCUAAUGGGGAACUGUGAAAUACUCUAUCACUAGACAACAAAAAAUUCACAGGACAUUAUUAUGUAGCUCCAGAGACCUUCUUUAAUUUGUUGUGAUGAAUUUUGUGAUGAAUGCAAAUCAAUGUGUGUAUUACACCAGACAAUAUUUUGACAGAUUAAAUGUUUUCAUUAUGAUUUUGACUUGAUUUAGUGAUACUUGUAUUUUUAAAGAAUUUUGGCCGGAUACAAUUUGUCUUUGAGGACUCUUAGUAGUGUUUUGCUCUUUGAAUUAGGUUUGGUAAGCUCUAGUCAUUUUAAACAACUAUUAAGUAAUUUGAGGUGGCAUUAUUUCCUUUUAGUGAGCUUUAAGUCAUUUUUGUAAUAAAAAUAUUCACACACACAUUUGAUAUUCUAUACAAUUGUUUAACAUUUUAUGUAUAAUACAUGAUAAAAGUAGGAGAGGCAUCUGUGUUUAAAGAUCAGUUCAUAAUAUUGCAUCACGAGAUAUAUUAGGAGAAGAAACGGCAGAUACCUCCUUUGAUCACCUAAUUGUGAUCAAACUUUAUCUAAUUAGUUUGAUAAAAUAUAUGAGACUUUCAUAGUUAUGAUAGUUAUAUAAAAGAUGUGUCCUUAAAAGAGUAAAUGGGCUAUUUUAUCAUCUGAAAUAUGUGUAGAAUACUGGCAUGUACUACUUUCUAGUACUAGUAUACAUAUUUUGUUUGCUCAAGUUUUGGAUGCUUUUAUCAACUUUAGUACAGUAACAUUCAUUUUUGUUCCAUACUGUUGGCAGUGUAUAUGUGCAGUGAGGAACCCAGAUUCAGUUAACAAGGAAAGUGGUAGUUAAAGCAUCUAGAAAGCUUUAAGCAUUUUCAGUAUUAAAUAUAAAUUUCAAAAUUUGUGGAACUUUAAUUAAAUAUAUAAAAUCCAGAUUAUGACUUGAGUAAUUUUGAAUAAACAUUUUAUAUCACUUUUUGCUGAUUACUGUACAAGCAAAUUUUUUUUUUUUUUUUAUAAAUCCAUGCAAAAGUUUUUAUUUAUUUUAUUUUAUUUUGUGUAAUGUGAACCAUAGUGUUUCUUCUAUGCCACAUUUCAGUGUGUUAUCCUAUAUGUGCCCUCUAAUUCAAUCAUUUAGUUGUAUUAAUAGUUAAUUUAACUGAAAGAGAUUACAAUGGAGAUACUAGUAACACCGCUUGAUAUCAUCAUCCUCUUUAAGGGUAAUCAAAAUAAUUUACCAAGCAAUGGACUGCUCAUUCCUCACUCUACCUGUUGCCUGGUGAUGAAUAAUUUUGUUUGUGUUGAUCAGCAUAUCACCUUGAGGCAGUGGGAGUUAGAUACAAUCAUGUAGCCAGACUUGUCAGUAUUAUCUCAAGGAGAUUAAGACCCAUAUUUGACCCCAGUGGUUCAGUCUCGUGCCUUAAUGCCUCAUGUUGUAUAGCACAGUUUCAACAUCUGAAACUUCACUUUAUUACUUUAUAAAUCUGGGUAUCCAGUUACACCUAUAAAAAUACAUAAGCAUGGUUAAAUUUUAAUUUGACACUGAAAUGUUGUAGAAAGAAUACAGUACUACUGUAGAUUGAUUGACAUAAAGGCUUUGUAGUUUAUUUGUCGAGUGAGAAGACCAGUCAGAGCAAGGAGUUAAUGUAUGAAAGAGUUUAAAAAGUGGUGGUUUAUAGGUCAUGUUAUUUUAUAGUAGUAUGUGUCUAAGGAUGAUGUAUAAAACGGUCAUGCUAGAGUGUACAUUAUAGAUGAGAUUGCAGACGAGGAGUCACAAUACUGUGGCUGAAAUAUGUUGACCAAACCACACACUAGAAAGUGAAGGGAUGAUGACGUUUCGGUCCGUCCUGGACCAUUCUCAAGUCGAUUGUGAGAAUGGUCAUUCACAAUUAACUUGAGAAUGGUCCAGGACGGACCGAAACGUCAUCAUCCCUUCACUUUCUAGUGUGUGGUUUGGUCAACCAGAAAUGAGAUUUUUGAGGAAAGGUGAUUUACAUACCAGACUGAUGAAUAUCACCAUCAUGGAUGAGUAAGAUUGUUUGAGUGGAAUCAAUUUCGAUAGAUAGUCCUUCCAGUCACCUGGACUGGACCACCUUUUAUUGGAUAAUGUACAGUAUAUGUAAAGAGAGGAGUGUUUAUCAAGAAUUCAAGAAUAUUAAUCAUUUCACACUAAUCUUGCAGGUUAAUGUGAAACAGCAUGAUAUGCAUAUACUGUAGUAAACUAGGUUAAUUUUAAUUAAAAACAAAUGGAUAUAUUUUAUAUGAACCUGUGAUGAGAAUGUGAGAACUAAGUUAAAUCUGUUAGGGUUGUAUCACAAUAUUAAUUAAAUUAAAUGCAGAGAAAUUUUCAUUCAAACACAAUUUUGAUAUGAUAUCAAACCCAGAUGAAAUAAAUGAAAGGUGGCAAAAAUAAUUAAAAGUGUAGCAUAGGGAAUAAUCUCAAGUAUAUAAUUAUUUGUUACUAGUAAUAUUUAGUAGGUCACAAUGAAGUAAAAUUAUAAAGCAGUACAGAAAUUAAGUGAAUUAAAGCUCUUGGAAUUGGUGGAUGAUGAAAUGGUGUAUUAUAAUGCAUAAGCUUUGUAAUGUGGUACAUUAGAGCAUUGAAGUAAGAUAGUGUACUAGAAUACAUAAUGAAUAUAAUGAUAUUGUACCAGUGCACAAUAAAACUGUCAAGAAUGUAUGCAGUUACUGUUGUAUAUUUAAUAAAUGUUUUAGGUACUCCAUUAUUCUUCAUCGUUGGGAGUAAAUUGAGAUGAUCUGGGAAAUGUUGCAGAUAAGUUCACAUUCCUUCAAGAAUGUGAAUAAGACAUCAAAUUCAGAAGUAUAUAGUAUGAGAAAUAAAUAUACAUCGGAAAUACUGUAAAAUCACAAAUGGUCACUGAUAUACAGAAUGAACAAAAAAAUUAAUUGUUUUAACUCUGAACACUUUUGCUACCAUGUAUGCACCAUGUAUGUGGAAUAAUUACAAAAUAAUUUAUUAAA